AGUUUGAAUCAAAAGGUUAAACGUAUACACUUAUAUAUAAAGUUCCUCUCCUCCUUCUCAUUUUUAAACGAACUCGUUGAUCACCCACGCGAUCAUUAUUAUUAUUAUUUCUCUCUUUCAGUGCUGUCAUUUGCCGGAGUUGGUGCCGUGAUUUGUGUUCGCUCUAACGCUUCUAUACAUUCUCAAAAUAGUUCUCUCCACCUCAAUUAAAGUUCUUCUUUCUUUUAAACAUGAACUCAACCGCAAACGACAUCGCAGAGUCGCGGCGACCGAAGAAGCUGACGGUCAGCGAGCCCUACUACCCUCCCGAGGCGCGCAGCGUGGACUACGACGUGAACGACGCCGACACUAGUGCGAUGGAAGACAUGCCGACGCACGCCGAGCCACUGAAGCAGGCGCAAAACCUUCUGUCAACGGACAAGAUAAAUCAGUCGUCACCAAAGUCCGCCAUGCAGAACUUCCUGCAAACGGUCCCACAUCUCUUCACUCUGACCCCGGAGCAGAUCUCCAGCCUUGAUGUGAUGAUUCGCGAAUACAGCGAAAUGGACAUCAUCAUCGAGGAAGGAUCGUACCUGGAGCACAUUUACGUCCUGGCCUCUGGCACGGUGGAGGUGAUGAACUCGAAGAAGGGUCUGAAACGCGCAUUUGGGCACCGCCGCAUCGGCAGCAUGGCGGCGCCGAGCGUGUUCGGCAUCGACGACGCCAUUUUGGAAAAACCGGCAGAGUUCACCUACCACGCCAGCUCCAACACGACGCUUUUUCUCAUUCCCCGCAAGCAGUUCGCCGACCUUUUCGCGCGUUCCGCCAUCUUCGCCAACAACGUCUCCAGCCAAAUUCUACGGACGCUGCCCUCCUUCUCCGUCUUUCAGGAGUUCUGUCGCUCUAUCUUUGGCAUCUCCUCCUCGUCCGCCGCGGACGCGCAGUCGAACAAGAACGGCUAUCGGAUCUCUUUGCCGACGCUUAUUGGUCUUUUCCGGUCCAGUGGCACCCUCUUUCACAAGCUCGUCAACACGAACGAGAUCGACUACGAGGCGCUGCGCUACGCCGUUCGCCGACUCCCCACCAAUAUCACCAUGACGUACAUCAUCAUCUUGACGCUGGGCAUCCCCGACUACCUGUCGGACGAAUUCCUCGCCGACGCGGCGAACACGGAGAACGGAGCAGCGCCCUUGACUAUCGCCGUCGACACGGGAAAGCGGCGGCGCUGCGCGUGGACCUUCGGUGGUGGGGGGCAGACCCUGGUGUUGAUGCGGGACGGCUUCACGGACACGGUCGACUUCGUGUCCAACUUGUGCAUCUUCUGCAUCGAGGCGAAGAAGCUGCGCUCCCGCCUGCAGCAGCUCGUGUCUCCAUCGGCGGCGGAGGUGGUCCGCAAUGCCAUUGCCCCAAGCGAAAACAAUUUCCAGAACCAGGCGCGCGCCGACGAAGUCUUUGCCUCGCUCCAGUUCUCCGAGGAGGAGAUGCAGGGGCUACGCAGUGUGUGGGGGGAUGAAACGCUGCAACAGCUGUACAACAUUGGCGUGCACCGGGAAGAGUACGUCGUGCAUGUGGAGAGCGUGAGCAGCAAGAUGUUCAGUGAAGACCCGUUUGCGAAUUGGGCUCUCACCAUUCUCCGCCACAUGAAGCGCCGCAUGAACACCGCUGAGUCGCAGUCUCUCCCGGAGGACGUUAUGAUUGACAUCCUCUUUUCGCCGAACCGGACGCUGAAGAACCUAUUUUGCUCCAUGUCAGCCGACCUCAAGACACUGAUCGAGAACAUAUCGGAAGAGACGGGAUUCGGCAAAGGCGAGCGCACCGGCAACUGGAAGAACGCGGACGACCGGUACUACUACCUGCUGACUGGCCUGCUCGAGCGCGACAGCACCAUCCGCAGCGCCUAUCGGUCGCGACUCGAGUCGAACGGCUUCACGCUGAUGGAGGACGGGCACCCGUCUGCCCUCAUCGUCGACCUCAUCGACAUCAGUAGCAUCUCGCCGGAGGAGACCGACCCGGGGCUCCGCGCGUGCGCCGCCAACGCGGCGAAGCAGAGUCGGGAAGGCAAGCGGCACUUCAUCAUCAACGUCGACAAGACGUUUGGUGCCCAAAUCGAGUCUAUUUUCCGCUCUCUCAUCCUCACGUUUGGCAAUCGCAUCCGCAGUGUCAACCUCAGCGGGAAGGCGGCCGGCAUUUGCGGCCAUCGCGGUGACGUCAUCUUUCCCGAAAAGCUCCUCUUCUCCAAGCAAACUUUCGGCGAAGACUCCACGGAUGAGAUUCGGCUCUGCAACCGGCAGGGCCUGGAAAAGGCCGACAUUGUGCCGUUUCUGGACAAGUCAUCCUCCGCUGCCAUUCACACCGGUACGCUGAUCACGUUGCCGGGUUUCAUGCUGCAGAGCCAGCCAGUGUUGAAGUUUUACAAGACAGUGCACGGCUGCACGGCGGUCGACCUGCAGAGCAGUUACGUUGCCAGACAGCUGGAGGAAUGCCGCCGAACGGGAGUCUUGAGCACAACGAUUCCGAGCCGCUAUCUCUUCUACUGCGAUGACAUGCCGAUGGGCAACGAGAACGGCUCCGUUCUCAAGUCGCAGAAGCGCGAGAUCAUCUCCACCAUCUACGCCACUGCCCGGGCACUCCUGUGCAAAAUCCUCCAGUCUUAG
Messenger RNA from Leptomonas pyrrhocoris, 2633 nucleotides. RefSeq lists its product as hypothetical. The transcript has a single exon. Gene Ontology annotation, molecular function: DNA-binding transcription factor activity. Lineage: Eukaryota; Euglenozoa; Kinetoplastea; Trypanosomatida; Trypanosomatidae. Gene Ontology annotation, cellular component: cytosol. The record is from RefSeq and is a predicted model, not a curated record. The coding region runs from base 231 to 2633 and encodes 800 amino acids.